This is a messenger RNA of Dipodomys spectabilis (banner-tailed kangaroo rat), 6566 nucleotides long. RefSeq names its product kelch like family member 24 (gene Klhl24). Bases 218 to 2020 code for a protein of 600 amino acids. NCBI's taxonomy places the organism in Eukaryota, Metazoa, Chordata, Mammalia, Rodentia, Heteromyidae. Gene Ontology annotation, molecular function: protein binding. The transcript is spliced from 8 exons. The record is from RefSeq and is a predicted model, not a curated record.
GACGCUGGCGCCGGAGAGUGCGCUGCGCUGCUGGCCCCGCUGCUGCUGGCCUCGCUGCUGCUGACCGCUCUCAGCCUGCGCCGAGAGGUGUGGAAAUUAAAAAAAAAAAAGGACAACUAUUUUGAAUGAAGUUUUGACCAAGCAAAUGCUGGCAAGCAACUUAAAGGAGAUCUCUACCAGUCUUUUCUCAACAAUUAUAUAGUCAACUGAUGUAACAAUGGUACUAAUAUUGGGACGCAGACUAAACAGAGAGGAUCUUGGGGUUCGUGAUUCCCCAGCAACUAAGCGUAAAGUUUUUGAAAUGGACCCCAAAUCUCUGACAGGUCGUGAGUUUUUUGACUUCUCUUCAGGAUCAUCCCAUGCUGAAAACAUACUCCAGAUAUUCAAUGAAUUCCGAGACAGCCGUUUAUUCACUGAUGUGAUCAUUUGUGUGGAAGGAAAAGAGUUUCCUUGCCAUAGAGCUGUCCUCUCAGCCUGUAGUAGCUACUUUAGAGCUAUGUUUUGUAAUGACCACAGGGAAAGCCGAGAAAUGUUGGUUGAAAUCAAUGGCAUUUUAGCUGAAGCUAUGGAAUGUUUUCUACAGUAUGUUUAUACUGGAAAGGUGAAGAUCACCACAGAGAAUGUCCAGUAUCUCUUUGAAACAUCAAGCCUCUUUCAGAUUAGUGUGCUCCGUGAUGCAUGUGCCAAGUUCUUGGAGGAACAGCUUGAUCCUUGUAAUUGCUUAGGAAUCCAACGCUUUGCUGACACCCAUUCACUCAAAACACUCUUCACAAAAUGCAAAACCUUUGCAUUACAGACUUUUGAGGACGUGUCCCAACAUGAAGAAUUUCUUGAGCUUGACAAAGAUGAACUCAUUGAUUAUAUUUGUAGCGAUGAACUUGUGAUUGGUAAAGAAGAGAUGGUUUUUGAAGCUGUCAUGCGUUGGGUCUACCGUGCUGUUGAUCUAAGAAGACCAUUGUUACAUGAGCUCCUGACACAUGUGAGACUCCCUCUGUUGCAUCCCAACUACUUUGUUCAAACAGUUGAGGUGGACCAAUUGAUCCAGAAUUCUCCUGAGUGUUACCAGUUAUUACAUGAAGCAAGACGGUACCACAUACUUGGUAAUGAAAUGAUGUCCCCAAGGACUAGGCCACGCAGGUCCACUGGCUAUUCGGAGGUGAUAGUUGUUGUUGGUGGCUGUGAACGAGUUGGAGGAUUUAAUCUCCCAUAUACUGAGUGCUAUGAUCCUGUCACAGGAGAAUGGAAGUCUUUGGCUAAGCUUCCAGAAUUUACUAAAUCAGAGUAUGCUGUUUGUGCACUAAGGAAUGACAUUCUUGUUUCAGGUGGAAGAAUCAACAGCCGUGAUGUGUGGAUUUAUAACUCACAGUUAAAUAUUUGGAUAAGAGUUGCCUCUCUAAAUAAAGGCAGAUGGCGUCACAAAAUGACUGUUCUACUUGGUAAAGUAUAUGUUGUUGGAGGCUAUGAUGGGCAAAACAGACUUAGCAGCGUAGAGUGUUAUGACUCCUUUUCUAAUCGAUGGACUGAAGUUGCUCCCCUUAAGGAAGCAGUGAGCUCUCCUGCAGUGACAAGCUGUGUAGGCAAAUUGUUUGUGAUUGGUGGAGGACCUGAUGAUAAUACUUGUUCUGAUAAGGUUCAAUCUUAUGACCCAGAAACCAAUUCUUGGCUACUUCGUGCAGCUAUUCCAAUUGCCAAGAGAUGUAUAACUGCUGUCUCCUUAAACAACCUGAUCUAUGUUGCUGGUGGACUGACCAAAGCAAUAUAUUGCUAUGAUCCAGUUGAAGAUUACUGGAUGCAUGUACAGAAUACAUUCAGCCGACAGGAAAACUGUGGUAUGUCUGUGUGCAAUGGUAAAAUAUAUAUCCUGGGUGGAAGACGGGAAAAUGGAGAAGCCACAGACACUAUCCUCUGUUAUGAUCCUGCAACAAGUAUCAUCACAGGGGUAGCUGCAAUGCCCAGGCCAGUGUCCUACCAUGGCUGUGUGACUAUUCAUAGAUACAAUGAGAAAUGCUUUAAGCUCUAAAGCCAGAAUACCUCACCAAGAAGCCACACUGAUCCAAGACAAGAGCGUUUAAAAACUUCCAGUUGGGAACUUGACUUAUCUCCUUUGUGCCAUAUGUAAAAAAAUAAUCCCUGUGCCUUUCUCCCCCAAAUAUCAAUUCUUCAGACUAUAAUAAAGCCUUUCCAAUAACUGAAAGAAUAUUGUUGUUGUUAAGGAUAAUGGUGGCUGUUGCUUGGCCUUGGGAUGUAUGUUUAUAUUUUUAAGAAGCCUAUAUGGACUAAGAAAUAAUGUCUGCAUAUUUUUUAGGAAUUUGUCAAUGAUUUCUUCAGUUAUGUAUGCUUAUCUGUGUAAGACUGCAUAUUUUUGUUAUUGUCUCAUAUGGAGAGAAAACUGCAUGACUGAGAGGCUUUAUUUACGUUAAUCACCUCAUGCUAAAAAUGCUUAGAGAGCAUUCCUGAGAGGAAAAUCAGUUUUAAAAUAUCUUUAUCACUGAUACUGCAUCUCUGAACUGGCAAAUUAUAUUGAAGGUUUUUUUAUUCUGAAACUGAUAAAAAAUAUCAAGCAGCAGUUCAAGUAUCACAAAAUACUGAUUUAUUAUAACUUCAUUCUUAGAAGGGCUGUCUUAUACAUGUUUUGUGAGGAGUUAUGCAGAGAUUUUUAAAAAAAAAUAGUGUGCAUGAAAGUGGGAUCAGAAUUACAGACUUAAUUCCAAAGAAAAAUUAAGUAAUUAUUGGAAGAAAAAAAUGUAACCCACUGUGGCUUUUAAAGUAUUUAUGUAUCAUCUAUAAAUCCUCUUAAGAAGCUUCUUCCUUAAACUUGACCAAGAAGUUAAAAUCUAUUUUACAAUAUUGUUUUGUGGUAAACAAGGACAGGCUUGCUCCCCAACCUAGUAGGAUUCAACCUUGUUAGUUUGGUGCUUUGAUUUAGGACUUCUUCCCUGGUUAUGCUGCCUUCAAUGAAAUCUCUGCCUUUAAACAGGCUAAAGCAGGGACCACUUAUCUCAGUGGGUCCAUUUUUCUUUUAAAUUUUGCUGAGAAAAGCUAACAGCAGUAGUUCUAGUCUCCUAAGAGAAAUAGUUCAUUUAUUAUACCCAUUUUGCAAAAUAUUGCUCAAUAUUUACAAAGUUCUAUAAAAUAAACUGCUUUUGUCUGGAUUUUUCAACUCCAGUGGAAGAAACUUACAAGUUUCCAGAGAGCAAUGUAAACUUUUUUCCUUAGGCAAAUUAAUGGAAACUGCAAAAACUGCAACAUAAGUAACUAUUGUAAUUUCUUGAUAGACAGAUAAAAUUGACAACAUUUAGAGCAUGUACCAGGUAGCCUGUUGUAUUUUGAUUUCCCAGUCACCAUCAUCCCUCACAUUAUAAUUGUGUACUUGUCAUAGUAAGGAUGAUACAAAUACUGUAUAAUUAUAGUGUCACCGGAUUUGUAUUAAAACCAAGGUACUCAUCAGAAAUGUGAUGUGAAUGAUACAGACGUUUCAGAUAGAGAAACUUUAAUGUUUCAUUCGAACCUAAAUUCUAAGGGAAAAUUCUCUUAGAGAAUUUCUACUCUACACGUCAUAAUUUAUAUGAUAAAUAACUUUAUGAUAACUCUCAAAGCAAUUGAGAAAAGUUACUAUUUUGGUUGGAAGACAGUUGUAAGUACAAUGGAGAAACUUGUACCUUUAUAGGAAACAUCUGAAUGAUGCUUUUAUAGCAAAUGUUGUAUUCUCAGUUCAGAUUCUGUGUAGUAAAUGAGGUAAUGCAUUAAGUGUUCGGUAAAUGCUUAGGAUUCUACACAUGAUGGUUGUUAUUUUCAUGUGUAUUUGUAUGAUCAUAUCCACCCAUAAAUGGAGACUUCAUAUAAAAAGACUUGUCAAGAUGAAUUUGGAUUCUAGUAUUUCUGUUUUAAAAGCAUUAACUUGUAUUUCGUGUGUAUUUUAAUAGCCAUGUGUUUAUGUAGCAAAUUUUAAUGAAACUCCCAAAUCCAGAAUGUUUAAACACAGACCUCAUACCAAUACUGUUUUGUUCUUUACAUAAUUUAAGCCACAUAAAAUUGACUAGGUAGAAUUUAUGUUGAAGAUCAACAAGAAUUUCACUUGAAGCCUAGAAAGACUGAAGUAGCUAUUUUUAAAGUUGCCCAACUGAUAUUUUAACUUUAUUUAUCUUCCCUUACUAAUUAGUUCUUGAUUAAUAGUUGUAUUAGCCUUGAUAAAAAAAAUUAGGGUAUAAUUUUAGGGUUUAUCAAAAGGGACAUAUCGGCCAAGUUGGGGUCAGAUUAUAUUUAUUCUGUUAUCCCACAGCUGACAGACUUUAUUAAUAGGUGAUACUCAUAGGAGCCUCUGAGUUAGUAUGUACAUGUGUAUAUAUGUAGAUAAGACAGUAUGGUUGUGUACACUUAUAUAUACAAACACUGAGAAGUUUUGCAGUUUGUGAUGAUCAGAAAAAAAGCACAUAAAGCAAAAAAUAUUUGAUCAUUUUUAUUCAAUUCCAGAAGAGGUUUCAUUGGAGGCAUGUCUAGAGUUCUUUUUCCAUUGGAAAUACAAAAUGAAUAUUAGUAAUGAUGACUUGUAUACUGUCAAAAUCUUUAUAACAUACCAGAAUCUAUAGUAAUGAUGACUUGUUUCUGUCAGAAAACAGAAUAGUGGUAGAGAUGAGUUUGUAUAACCCAACUGUAAUACCUCAGUUGGAAAGAGAAUUUGAAGGUAUGUUUUGUGAAUCAAUAGAAAAGUAUGUUUUUGAGUGUGCGUUUUCAUGGAUUUUAAUCCUUUUCCAUGUUUUCCUUUAUGCAAAUUGCAAAAGUGACCUAACUUCCUCCUUUUCUGCUGUAAAAUUCCUACUUACUUCACUGAACAUAUAAAAAAUGAGAUCUUCAGUAAACAUUUUUCCUAGAUGAUUGAAAUAGAAGUGUCUACUUCAUUUUAAAACCAGGUUUUUUGAAAGAUGGUAUAAAUACUCAGGGAGAGUAUUACCUUGUCACUUUUGAUUAUUUGGAGUGUUUAAAGUGCCAUAACUAUAAACAGCUUUGAUUUGAUGAUUUAGAGUAAAUUUACUUGUUUAAAGGAGUUUCACCCAUGUCAGUGGUUGGACAUUCAUUAUCUUUAGAAAGAUGAAAAUGCUCUGUGAACCGAUAUGUUUUCUCUUAGUGAAUAUGAAUUGUGUAUGAGUACACUGUCAAAUGCCCUUUUUGAAACUCAGGAAAGACAAAGGUUCAAUUAUGCUGCUUUUGUCGACAUGCAAACCAGGUGUGUGCUUCUUUUUCCUCUUCUCUGGAUAUGACAAUAGAUUUUUUAAAUUACUGUGAGAACCCAUCCAUGCAAGAGCGGGGCUGAAUUGUUUGUGUGUGCCUUUUAUGUCUUGAGAUUUAUAUGUGGAAAACACAUCUACUCCAGACAGUAUUUUCAAAAAGGAGAGAUUGCUGUUUGUGUGAUAUAAGGAAUAAGAUAAUGUCUCUUAAGGCUUCCUAUGGAUUGCCUUCAGUUUAGUAAACUCAAGACACUAGUUAACCUCAACUGAAUUUUGGCCUUAUUAGAACUGAUUGUGCAUUAUGUUAAAAGCCCAGGUUGACAUCACCUCACCCCAUUAUUAUUUGUAGGUAAACAGUCACUGUACCAAGUAACCAAAAUGGGGCAGUUUGGUUGAUCUGUAAGGCAAAAUGGGUUUGACUAGCUAGCUAUAUUUGUCAUAUCUAAUGCUAGGCACCAGAAACCACUUGAGCCAGGAUGUGAACUGAUAAUUCCAGAGACAUUUUCAACAUACUUUUGACAUUUUUUAAUGUUUUUAUGCAAGUUUUACAUUUGUGUGAUUGCUUUAGAUAUUAAACUUAUAUAGUGCUAAAAAUGAUCAUCAUAAGUAAUUUUUAAGAAACAGCAAGUCAUAACUUAUUUGUUAUUCCAAAGAAUUUCUGUUUUAAUGUUUUCAAAAUAACUGCAUCUGGAUUUAUGUACCUUAGUUCUCGAGUAUGACUCCAAUUUUUUUUUUCAAUCUAAAUCUUGCCUUAGGCAAAUUUCAUGUUUCCUAUGGAGUAAAUUUCUCCUCCUUAAUGAGCACCCAGUGUGUGGUUUGGCAGAAUGAGAAUGUUAAGGAAGGUUGGAUGCUUGGAGUUUUAUUGUAUUUUCAUUUUUACUUUUUGAUAUAUAGGUGCUUUUUAAGACAUUCAGGUAAACAGCUGUCAUAAUUAUUAAACUCUCAUAAACAUCAUUUGCAAUAUCUACAUCUUACCUUAUUUUGUUCCAUCCUUAUAUACUAUUUUUCCUCUGUAAGCUUUUUCUUUACUUGAAAAAGCACCUAGUCUUCCCUUCCUCAACACACAUCCCUGUAGUAAAUUUCUGUUGAAUUUCCAGAGCUAAGACAAUAUACUUUUUAGAGUUGAACAAAGUGUAACCUGCUAUACUGUAAAACUAGUACAGACCUGUGGUGACCAGAUGUCAUUUGCUUUCAAAGAGUCUUCACAGUGAAAAAAAUGCUUUGUAUUUCAUUGUUAUCAAUUUACUUGUAGCACAUUAAUACUUAUAUGUUUUGUUUAGAUAUACUUCUUGCAUAGCUUAAAUUUUUUAAAGUUGUAUCUAAUAAAAUGCCUUUUAACCAUUA